AGGACGCGAAAAAGAAUCUACAACACAAAAUGAAAGUGGCGUUUCAAAACGUUAAGGGCAAAAAAAAGAGAGGACCAAGCUUAGAUGUGAACUUGGGUAGUCUUUUUGCAGCAGCCAAGACCGAAACACUAUAGUAACCGAGAGCAUCAGUAACAACUAUUAAUCGUCAAUUGAAAGAAAGAUCAGAAAAUAAUAUACAACCUGAUAAUAUGGAACCUGAGAAUGCGACAGCGGAAGAAGCCAUAUCAGAAGAAGAUUUAAAUGAGGAAAAUUCAACAACAAAUAUUAUGACACAGCAAGUACAACCCGACGAUUAUAUUCUUGAAAAUGGAUUCAACAUAUUAACACAUUUCAGACAGCUCAAUUUAGAAUCAAACAAAAAAUCAAAAGAGUUAGGGUUCUACAUCGAUGGAGAUUUACAUCAAAUAUUGUCCUUGUCUCACGUGCUAUUACUUAAAGAGAAUGAGCAUGACAAAAGUGUAGUAAAAAGUUUUGGACUUGAAAACUUAAAUACUCUACACAAAAAUUUACUUCAGAAAUACGUUGAUAAAGAUUCAGUAAUGGAAACAACAACAUUCAACAGCAUUGUAUCGGUAUUAUGGAAUCUGUUUUUUAGAGAUUAA
Molecule: messenger RNA, 623 nt
Organism: Gilbertella persicaria
Lineage: Eukaryota; Fungi; Mucoromycota; Mucoromycetes; Mucorales; Choanephoraceae
Exons: 4
Coding region: 210-623 (137 amino acids)
Source: RefSeq, a predicted model, not a curated record